This is a messenger RNA of Esox lucius (northern pike), 1541 nucleotides long. It is a transcript of the gene tollip, whose product is annotated as toll interacting protein. The record is from RefSeq and is marked provisional. Gene Ontology annotation, biological process: ubiquitin-dependent protein catabolic process. NCBI's taxonomy places the organism in Eukaryota, Metazoa, Chordata, Actinopteri, Esociformes, Esocidae. Gene Ontology annotation, molecular function: ubiquitin binding; ubiquitin conjugating enzyme binding. Gene Ontology annotation, cellular component: cytoplasm.
GUAGGAUUGUUUGUUGGCAAGAGACUACAGUAGCUAGCGGGUUUUCAUUUGUUUACUUUUUGUUAGCUAACAAGAUUGCUAUUCAUUCUCCUUGUUUUGCUAACUAACUAACUGUAGCUACACGGUUACAGUAGGCUGUCAUUAUUGGAAAACUGAACAACCUCAAAACCGAAUGGCUACUACCAUAAGCACCCAACGGGGACAGGUAUACAUUGGGGAGUUGCCCCAGGACUUCCUACGUAUUACUCCCACCCAGCAGCAGCAACAAGUUCAGCUGGAUGCUCAAGCAGCGCAGCAGUUACAGUAUGGGGGAUCACUGGGCACUGUUGGACGACUCAGCAUCACCGUGGUCCAGGCCAAGCUUGCUAAAAAUUAUGGUAUGACACGCAUGGACCCUUACUGCAGAGUCCGACUAGGUUAUGCUGUUUAUGAAACACCCACAGCCCAUAAUGGUGCAAAGAAUCCACGAUGGAACAAGGUUAUCCAGUGCACUGUCCCGCCUGGAGUAGACUCAUUCUACCUGGAGAUCUUUGAUGAGAGGGCAUUCUCCAUGGAUGACAGAAUUGCAUGGACACACGUGACCAUCCCAGAAGGCCUGAGAGAGGGCAGUGUGGUUGAUGAGUGGUACAGCCUCAGCGGCAGACAAGGAGACGACAAGGAGGGCAUGAUCAACUUGGUCAUGUCUUUUGCUAACAUGCCAGCAGGUAUGCACAUGUCUCCACCAGUGGUCCUCAUGCCCACUGUCUAUCAACAGGGAGUAGGAUACAUACCCAUUGCAGGAGUGCCUACUGCAUACAGCCCAGGAAUGGUGCCAAUGGGAAUGCCUGCAGCACCCACUGUCACCCCACAGGAGGCACCCUGUAGCGAGGAAGAUCUUAAAGCACUGCAGGACAUGUUCCCUAAUCUGGACAGAGAGGUGAUUCGCACUGUGAUUGAGGCCCAGCAAGGUAACAAGGAUGCUGCCAUCAACUCUCUGCUUCAGAUGACAGAGGAGCUGUAACAGUGGAGCUACAAGUAAAGCCAUUGUGGCGGCUAGAACAUUGCCCAUUCCCAGCCACAGCCACAACACUCUGCACAUUUUGUAAAUAUGCACUCAGGCCUGCAAGCUCUCAACUGUCUCACAAAAGCAAAUCCAACAAUUCUUAUCAUUUUUGUUACAGUGUAUCUGUAUAAUUUAAUGUGUAAUGAAACAAUGCAUACUUUAGCUUUGUUCCCAUUCCACCUCUGGGAUUGGAACAACUGGGUUUAUCUAGUCAUACGUGUUGUGAUGCCUGGUUAACUUCUCAAUUCUACAUUACAAUUGACAUUGAUGCGGUGUUUUGUGGUGGUAAUGAAAGGAGUAGGUCCUGUGAUAAUUGAGAAAGCACUUAUUGUAAAAUACAUUUUAUAGAGCCCUGUAUCCAGUCUUCUUUUUGUGUUUUCACAAGUGAUGUCUUCCGCAUACGUGUUCUAUGUAUUAUAUAUACGCAGCCUCUUGUAGUUCUAAACAUGCUUUGCACCGCGUGUCUUCACAUUUUAAAAUUAAAUAAGUGAUUAUAUUC